UUGUUGGCGGAAAGCUUCAGUCUUCUGGAUUCAGUUGUAGACGGAGUUAGUAUUACGUGCUUAUUGUUUCACUAAUUGAGCUGUAUCGUGUGACUGCACUGUGUUUUUACGACACGGUGUUCUGACCAACUAUUUACCUCACGGGCAACGACAGUGAUGGAGUUGUCUCCUGUGUGUACUGAAAGCAUCAGCACAGAUGGCUGCAAUUUCAAACAUGAACGAGGUUACAGGAAGAGAAAUGUUACAAGAGAUGUGGAGAUGGACAUUGAGUUCCUCUACAAAGCCGUUCCUCAGUUGGCCAAGGUUUUCCGCAUCAUAGACAAAAUUGGAGAAGGUACAUUCAGCUCGGUGUACCUGGGUGAGGCUCAGGUGCGAGAUGGAAGGAAAGAAAUGUUUGCUUUAAAGCAUCUCAUCCCGACCAGCCAUCCUACACGCAUUGCUGCUGAGCUUCAGUGUCUCAAUGUUGCUGGAGGCAGAGAAAAUGUGAUGGGGGUGACAUACUGCUUCAGGAAGGAGGAUCAUGUGGUGAUUGUCAUGCCCUAUAUGGAGCAUCAAGCUAUUGUGGACAUCAUUGGCUCACUAAGCUUUGAUGAGGUCCGUCUGUACAUCUAUCACCUGUUGAAAGCCUUGAAGCACAUCCACCAGUUUGGCAUCAUUCACCGUGACAUCAAACCAAACAAUUUCCUCUUCAACAGGGGCAGCAGAACGUAUGCCCUGGUGGACUUUGGCCUGGCUCAGGGAACAGCAGACACCCAGAUUGAACUGCUGAAGGUGGUGAGGCAGAGGCCAACACAUAAAGGUGGAGGGUCCACAGUGAAGCAAGAUGCCACACAGCGGAGCAAAGCACUACCCAGACCACACCCUAAAACCACAAGCAUUACCACAGCCUCAACCUCACUACCUCUGCCUCCCAAACAAUCCACGGCCCUGCCAUCUUGCUCCUCUUCUUCCACUACCACCAUCACGACCACAUCUUCUUCAGCUUCUAGGAAAAUACUAGUUAAAAAAGCACGUUCUGUCACCACCACCUCCACACCUCGCACAAAGCACAUAAAGGAUUUGGCAGAACUGCGAAAAGAGCCGAGGCCUGUUUUUGGAGAGAAGAACAUGAACAGCUGCCCUCCAGCUGCCUCUACCACCAAACAAUCUGUUGUCAAGACAGAACUGUUAAAGCCUGUCAAAACGGAGGACUCAGCCAGCAGAAGGUUCUCGCCACCCAAUCGGGUUUCUCCAUCUGUCAGGACCCAGAGCAGCGGUCAGAAGCCACAGAGGUCUGUACAGCCAGGCCUCACCUGUAACUGCUACAUGACUGACCGCGUCUGCAAUGUCUGCAUGUCCAGGAAGCAGCAGGUGGCACCCAGAGCUGGAACUCCAGGCUUCAGAGCCCCAGAAGUUCUUACAAAGUGUCCCAACCAAGGGACAGCCAUAGAUGUGUGGUCAGCCGGUGUAAUUCUGCUCUCACUGCUCAGUGGUCGUUACCCAUUCUUCAAAGCCAGCGACGACCUGAUUGCUCUCACACAGAUUAUGACCAUACGAGGCUCCAAAGAGACCAUACAGGCUGCCAAGUCAUUUGGGAAGGCAGUGGUUUGCAGUCAGGUAUUUCCUCAGCAGGAUCUCAGAACACUGUGUGAGAUGCUCAGAGGACGAAGACCAUCGCCAGAUGAUGUCACACCACUUCACGGAGCCACCAAAGACUCCACUCACCAUCAGAAGAUCCAAGAUGAUACUCCUACACAUCGUCCCACUGAAGGAACAUUAAAGCAACAUCAGGAUGAAGAGGCUGAAUCUCAUUUGCCGGUCUCUUCUAGUCUCCCAAAACACCAGGAGGCCUCAAGCAGCAGCAAAAAAAACUCCAGUCACUUCACUAAACAGAGCUCAGAGGCAGACGACUCUGACAGGGGCUGGGACAGAGUCCCCGAUGAGGCCUACAACUUGCUGGACCGACUGCUGGACCUGAACCCUGCCACCAGAAUCACAGCUGCUCAGGCUCUUCAGUACCCAAUAUUCAAAGACCUGCCAGAAUCUAAUUAAAUCUUUUCCCUCCCAGUAAGACAUUUUAAAUUCUACAGACUAAAUAUUAAUUUAAAGGUCCAGUGUGCAGAUUGUAAUAAAGGCAGGGCUCCUCUGCUCCCUCCUACAGAACUGCAAUAGUUUUCCCAUCCAAGACAGGAUGUCACUCUUUGUUUUUGCAGUAAGCUUUCAAAACACACCCUCUGGCUGGUUUGUCUGUUUAAGCUAAAAUACAUAUAUACGUGGUUUAUUUUGAGGCUAUUAAAACCAAACCUAAUACUUUGAAACAUUUUAUUUUAAACCAUUUACACUCAUGCUCACUCACACUUUACACACUGGAUUUCUUAUGGCAGCUAUGUAACUAGACCAGAGAACUGGGGUUUUGCAAUUUGAAGGGCUCCAGUGACAAAGCAUUACAUCAGCUGCAAAUCAGUUUUAAGAUGAAAGAACAAAUGUUAAAUGUUCUUUUUUUUAGGCUCAGUCUUGUCAAAGCUGUAUGAACUGACUUAUGAAUGUGAGUGUCUAUUUCAGCUGUUCACUUAAACCACUGAAGUGAACACUGAUAUUGUCCUCAUUGCACUGGUAUAAUAAAGACAAAAGCAAGUGACAAACUCC
Messenger RNA from Solea solea (common sole), 2625 nucleotides. RefSeq names its product cell division cycle 7 homolog (S. cerevisiae) (gene cdc7). Gene Ontology annotation, molecular function: protein serine/threonine kinase activity; ATP binding. The coding region runs from base 157 to 2031 and encodes 624 amino acids. The record is from RefSeq and is a predicted model, not a curated record. The transcript has 12 exons. Lineage: Eukaryota; Metazoa; Chordata; Actinopteri; Pleuronectiformes; Soleidae. Gene Ontology annotation, cellular component: nucleus. Gene Ontology annotation, biological process: protein phosphorylation; mitotic DNA damage checkpoint signaling.